AGUGCCAUUAACAAAGAUCGGAAGAAAAGACGAAAAACGGAACGGAAAUUUAGUUUAAAAUGAAUAUCAGAGUGCUAUUUUUGGCCACUGCAGCAUACAAGUUAUAUCAACAAGAGUCGGCCACCGCAUUCAAGGUUGUAUAUAUCAACAUACAAUUUUCUUACGGCAAGUAAAUUUAAGUAUCCAAAUGGCUUCCAUACUGGACCUACCGGAUGAGUGUUUGGUUAUGAUUUGCAAAAAGUUGGAGUACCAUGAGCAGCAGUACUGGAGCAGUGUGUGUAAACGAUUUGAAUACAUCUAUUUCGAGUAUUUUCACAAUUGGAUUGAAGUAAACGACGAUUUUCCGCUGCAAAUUAUAAAUAGACUUCAUCUGACAGAGUCAAAAUGUACAAAAUUCUUUCUAAACAAAUUACGCGAUUGCCAUAAGGAGAUUGAAGAGGCGAAACUCUUUUCGUUCACCGAUGAGUACUUGGCCGAGCUUUUGCCAUUACCAAAUCUGAAGAAACUGAUCUACGUCGGCAGUUCUUUGAGAGGUAGAAGCUUAAUAGAAAUCAACAGUCUCACAGACUUGCACAUAUACUCUAAUAGGUUUAUUGAUCCGAAAUACUUGCUACAAAUAACAUAUUGCAACCCAUUAAGGACGCUUGUGGUAUCCACCGAUACACAAAUGUUUUCGAAUGGAUACGCCUUCGAAAUGGUCGAAAACCUUAACAAUGUCGAGGAACUUGAAAUAACAUUCAACCCAUGUAAAUCGUGGCAACUGAUCGGCACUUUGCCGAAAUUGAAAAAGCUCACUGUUUGGAAUUUCAAAAGCGAUAAGUGUGAGACGUGCUUGAAGCACCACAAUUUGAACAAGAGAUGUGUAGGGCAACAUGCCACACUCUUCUUUGACGAAUUACGUCGGAGGAAUCAGUUGGAAGAAUUGGUAUUGUUUUUCGGUAACGUAUCUGAGCAACUUCUCUUGAGAAUUUCGGAACUGACAAAUUUGAAGCGUUUAAAAUUAUUCUGCUUUAACGCACUCCCUAUCGCUUAGUAUGUUUAAAGAUUUGAUAAAUUUGGAAGAGCGGCAGCACACUUGAAAAUACGGAGGGUUCACUAGAACUAUUAAGGUAUUGUAAGAAACUGAAAGUUCUUUGGAUUAGUGACUUCGAACAUUAUGGAUACAGUUGGAAAAUCGUGGGUAAAAAUCCUAUUUGGGAAUUCUCGUUGGAAGAAAAACUUUUGUAGUGAGUAUUCAAUAAGCAUAUUUGUAAUGUAAAUGAUUGAUCUCCUUUGAAUUUUCAUCUGGUGUGACGCUAAUUUAUCAGGAACUAAAAGGAACUGGUUAUGUUAAAACUGACAACACGACAAGGAGCGAAAAAGUGAAACUUUUCGAAAUAAAUUGUUUUCUUUAUAAUCCGGUUGUUUUAUUCGCCAAUUUAGCUCUCUUCCACGUUCCACCUUUUAUGAACAUUAAAGAAUUUAAGUCGAAUAUUUACAGCUGUCAAAUGUUGUUGUGCCUCCAACAUUAUCACCAUCACAUGCAAGUUUCCCACCAACAGCGAAAUUGUAUAAAUAGUAGAGUCCGACCGAUUAAUCGGACUUAGCAACUUGCACAGAUUUAGUUCGUUGUUUCCACUAUUUUAUUGUUGUUGCUAUUGCUGUCAUUGUUGUUCCUUUAGUUCGUGUAAUUUAAAUAAGCAGGAGUUAUCGUGCGGGCGGCGUAAACAAAUCGCUUUCGGUGUUUUCUCUUUCCGAGUGGAAUGUGAUGGAAGUUGUAGGGUGUGCGGGUGCAUUGUGAAGACAUAUGUUCAUACAUGUGUAUGCACCUCAACACUGCGUCGUGUCUUAGUGGUUUUUCGUGUCAGCGAUUUUUGGACGAGGUAUUAGGUCUACAACUUUGCUUGCGCCGUUUUCCAAUAGAUGUCUCUAGGGUCAAGAACUGGUCGAUUAAAUCGAUUUUUUUUAAAUCGAUAUUGGAAAUAAUGAUGGAUUAAAUCCAUCUGGACUUUGUUUUUAAUUUUUUUGACAUCACGAGGGUAAACAUUUAAAUUAAUAUAUUAACAACAACCCCCGAAUUCAGCACCCGAAUCCGCAAGUGACAAGUGGUGCACAAAUCAAUUAAUUGAAAAAUGCAGUUCAACGAAAGCUUCGAAAUUCAAUUGUUACAUGAGGGAUAAGCGCGUUAAAGCGUAUAAAAGUGAGCGAGUUCACGAUUACAACCAAAAUGCAGUGGCUUAAAUUCGAAAACAAAAAAGUUCGACGAAAUAAAAUAAAAAAUGUAUUGCAAACUACAAUUGAAAACGCAAGGACUUAACGUUGCAA
This is a messenger RNA of Zeugodacus cucurbitae (melon fly), 2304 nucleotides long. RefSeq lists its product as uncharacterized. Gene Ontology annotation, molecular function: protein binding. Lineage: Eukaryota; Metazoa; Arthropoda; Insecta; Diptera; Tephritidae. Bases 188 to 1033 code for a protein of 281 amino acids. The transcript has 2 exons. The record is from RefSeq and is a predicted model, not a curated record.